CCUUUGAUCUAUGGAUGGAGUGGAGGUUAAUGGCUGUCGUUGUCCUGCUCUCUGCCCAGCAGUCGGCCUCCCAGAGGACAGCUCUGUAUCCGUCCGCCUACAGGAUAAGGCGCGGAACAUAUUCGCUGGUGAACCCCACCUUCCAGAGCUCGAUGACGGAGGUGAACCUGCUCUUUGAGGCGCUGCUGGCCGGCCUGCAGAUCGCGGGCGGGCCCGGGCGCUCCCUCCUCAUCCCGGACGAGGAGCUGGCCUCGCUGAGGAGCCUCCAGAGGCUAGAGGCGGUCUGCGAGGGCGUCCUGCCCAAGAGGCUGUCGGAGGUCCGGCGUCUGGCGGCGGCGCUGGCCCGGCGGCGCACCCCCCUCAGCGGGCAGGACUUUGAGCGGACGGUGCUGACCAUGGUGUACGCCCUCCAGGUGCUGGCUGACGUCAGCGCGCCGCACCAGAGGGAGGUCUGGGCCGACGCCCUGCUGCAGCUCUUCAGGGCCGUCCACCAGGACCUCACGUGAGGCAGGAGACCCCUUCCAACCACUGGACUCCUGAGGGACUUAAGUGUGUUUUAAACACAACCGUGCGAACGGACAUUUAAACCCCCCGCUUCUUUACAUACAAGUCAUUGAAUCAGUUGUAUCUUUAAAUCACUCUCCAACAUUUUGUACUCCAGUCGACUAUAACCUGACCUGAAGUACAGUAGAGUACGUUUCCUUUUUUAUUGUAAGUGUUCUAGAUACAAAUAUUAAUCAAUAUCUAAUUCUAUAUUUUUUCUAAAUAUUUUUCUGUUCAAUACAAACCAGAGUAUUUUCUGACUUGAUAUUUGACAUCAUUCCAUCCUGAUCAUUACAAUGUGCGUGACCCUAAUCAAAGCCCACGAGAAGAGCCAUCGUAAUAUUAUUAUUGUUUCAUUUCAUCAAAACAAAAUACUAUAUUUUUCCUUAGACUUGUCGAACUACGGCUUAUUUAAUUGUGUAACUACCAACCGGGAUAAUGGAUAAUGGAUAACAAAAUAAUAAUUUGUUUGGAAAUAAUACUGAACGAAUACUGACCCGGCCCUGGUAAGGCUGGUUCAUCCAGACACCCCACAAACUCCACCAGUCACUUUAUUGUUGCCUGUUUCAGCCAUCUUCGCCAAACAAAUCAGAUUUAUUUCCACGAAAGGAGCGAGCUCUGUGCGGUUGUCUGUCGAACUGUGUGCAACAUCGUUUUGAAACAAGACAUGAGAAGAAUUUCGAAGAAGAGAGGGAUAGUGUUGAAUCAAUCAGGAAGGCACCGGCCCGGUGCGAGAAGCAAAGCAGUGGGUUUACAACCCCAUGAGCCGUCAAAUCCCGAGCUACAGAAGGCAGCCUGGAAGACGCGCAGUGCAUUGAUAAACACGGGAAGCCGUUCUCUGAUGGAGGAUUUAUAAAGGAGGCUUUCCUCGGCAGUUCAGAGGUUGUGUUUGAGGAAUAACCAAAUGAUGACACGAUCACCGCCAGGAAUAAAGACAAGCCUUUGAGAACUGUGGAAAGGCUCUUAGCUGGUACGGCUGAAAACAUAAAGCACCAGAAAACACUCACACUGAAAGGUUCUUCGGGGUUCAGUGUAGCACGGGGCAUCGUUUAUAAAGAUAUAUACAGUAUAUAUAAGAUAUAAAGGACAUUCCACAUCUAGCGGUGGUUGAUAGAUACUGAGCAAUGCAGUGGUAUGUGAGGAAAAUGUGGUUUAAAGCCAAUGCAUGGGACCACUAAAGGGGAGGAUCUGAUAACUUACUGAUCAUUUUGGUGUGAAAAGUAAAUAUCAGGAACAUAUCGGCUGUGAAGACCGAAACUAAAGAAAUUCAAAGUCUGAUCUCAAUAGCGUGAUGGCUAAACUGUUGGAAACACCGGCUCUGUUUGAUGCAUGGACAGCCUCUGUGGCAAAGAUUGGAGCCUACCCAAUCAAAAGAGGGUCUGUGGGUCUGUCCAUCGGUCUGUGGGUCUGUCCAUCGGUCUGUGGGUCUGUCCACUGGUCUGUGGGUCUGUCCAUCGGUCUGUGGGUCUGUCCACUGGGAGGUCUGAUGGAUCCACUGGGAGGUCUGAUGGAUCCACUGGGAGGUCUGAUGGAUCCACUGGGAGGUCUGAUGGAUCCACUGGGAGGUCUGAUGGAUCCACUGGGAGGUCUGAUUGAUCCAGGGUCCUCUGGCCUGCUGGGACAGCCUGAGAGGGCUGUCUCUCUCUCAGCAGCCUGAGAGAGAGACUGUGUGAAGGAGGGGGUCUUGGCCUGGAUCACAGCCUCUGGGUCCACAUACCACCACUACAUUGACGUCUGAACGCAGAUGAGUACAGGUGUGCUCCAGGCAGGGAGAGGCAGCAGCAGUAAUGUGAAGGCUGAUCAUUAUGAAGGUUUGCCUCAUCUCUCCUCCACAAGGGGCGGACAGUCCGCCUGCUCUGUCUGGGUCAGACUAUCGGUUUACACGAUCGAUGAGGUGAUGGGGUUUGCAACAUCGUUGAUAUGUAUGACAGCAGCGGAUGAAGAGAAUCAUAGACAGAACCGGAAAGGAAAGGAGAAGCGUCUCAAGCUGUGAGCAGAACCCUGAAUCCCCUCAAAGUGCAUCAGUACGUCAUCCCCGGGCUGAAAGAGACCAGGGAGAUUGGGUUUGAAGCGCUAUCGUCAUCAGCAACCACUCUACCGCUGCCCACAAGAUCAACAUUAAAGCUGUCAUUACCAACCUCCCUGGGUUUUGAUUAUUAUCUCCCAGCAUGCACCUGGUAAGGUGUUACAUAUCCUGUUUGUCUGACACACACUCACACUCACACUCACACACACACACAGCUAUGUGUUGUUGCUGUAAGGUGUACACAAGAUUCUACAUUUUAAUGGUUGAAAACUUGUGCGCUAUAUAAA
Molecule: messenger RNA, 2856 nt
Organism: Gadus chalcogrammus (walleye pollock)
Lineage: Eukaryota; Metazoa; Chordata; Actinopteri; Gadiformes; Gadidae
Product: protein FAM180A
Exons: 4
Coding region: 15-506 (163 amino acids)
Source: RefSeq, a predicted model, not a curated record